AUGAAGGAUAUCAGGGAUUUGCUGAUGCCCAAGGGUGCCGAGAGGCAAGUAAAGGAGAUACACCGUUUGCUCAGGCCACCGUCCUCUCCCUCACAUGAGGAUCUUUUUGAAUGCACAAGAGCAAAAUCAAUCUCUAACUUGAGCACGUUUGCAGUGGGAGACAAAUAUGCUCCUAUAUUCAAGUUUAGUCACUUCAACAAAAUGCAAACAAGUGCCUUUCCCAUGCUGUUCCAAGAUCCAGACAAUUGCGUAGUUACAAGCCCGACCGGAUCAGGAAAAACCGCGCUAUUCGAAUUAGCGAUCGUCAGAGCAUUGAAAGAAAAUAGCAAAGCCAAGAUUUUGUAUCUCGCCCCCUUGAAAGCACUAUGCAGUGAGAGGAUCUCAGACUGGUCUCAUAGAUUUGGGAGACUCAACAUAUCAGUAGGAUUGCUCACAGGGGAUUCAAGCUUGGGAGAGAUUCAGAGAGCGAGGACUUGUAAUAUCAUUAUUUCAACUCCAGAAAAAUGGGAAUCGUUUACUCGACAAUACAAGGACAGGGAGAAAUUUCUUUUAUCCUUCGGCUUGCUUUUGCUAGAUGAGAUACACACGAUCAAGGAGGAUAGGGGUGCAAAUCUGGAAGCUGUCGUAACUCGGAUGAAAAGCUUGUAUCGCAAUAUUCGAAUCAUCGCAUUAUCUGCUACCGUCCCCAACAUUGAAGAUAUUUCCAAAUGGCUCAGCAAGCCCGACAAACCUACAGCCACCACCCUAAAAUUCAACGACUCGUAUCGGUCCGUCAAGUUGACCAAGACCGUUCUAGGUUUUAAUAAAAAAUCUACGACAAAUGAGUUCCAGUUUGGUGCGUUUCUCACGUCAAAACUCCUGACCGUCAUCCAAAAUUUUGGGAAUAAAAAGCCUGUUCUUGUCUUCUGUGCGACACGAAAAAGCACCAUAACCACUGCAAAAGCACUGAGCGCAAAACUCGGAUCUUACUUUCCACAAAAGCCUCCUAUCACCGGUCGACUGCAACCGCACCUACUUGAACUGAUCAACAACGGAGUCGCUUAUCAUCAUGGAGGUUUGUCUUCGGAGGAAAGGCAGGUGAUUGAGACUGGAUUUCUUUCCGGAAAAAUCAAUGUCAUCUGCUGUACAUCAACAUUAGCAGCAGGGGUCAACUUGCCAGCAUACUUAGUCGUUAUUAAAGGGACAAAAACUUGGAUCAACGGAAGCCUACAAGAAUAUUCUGACCUGGAGGUUUUACAAAUGAUUGGAAGAGCUGGAAGGCCACAAUUCGAAAACGAAGGGGCAUGUGUCAUCAUGACUCAGUCUGCCGAAAAAGCGAAAUAUGAAAAACUUAUCCAUGGAACAGAGGAAGUGGAAAGCUCUUUACCAUCCAAGUUGAGCGAGAUUCUCCUUAAGGAGGUUGCUUCAGGUCAAAUAAGCGACUCUCAAAGUGCAAUAAAAUGGAUGAAAGCCACUUUUUUUUAUCAGCGGUAUCUUGUUAGUCCAUUCUCAUACACUAAUGUGGUAAAGCAGAUAAUGUACAAGAAACCUAGUCAAUGCUUAGAAUUGUUUUUGCAAAAAGAAAUGAAAGAACUAUGGGAUGGGGGCUUGAUUACUAUAGAACAGGGCAGAUUUGUUUGUUCAUGUUAUGGCAAUACAAUGUUGAGAAAUUGUCUAUCACUGGACACUAUGAAAUACCUACUGACGUUGAAAAAUAUUAGACAGGACAAAUGUUUGGACGUCUUGAGUCGCGCCCCUGAAUUUGGGAAUGUUGAAUAUCGAUCCUCGGAGAAAGCCCUUUUUCGCAAGAUCAAUCAGAGUCAACUGAUUAGAAACAAGGUUGAAGGCGAACUUGAGGAUGCUUGGCAGAAAGUGCACCUGUUUGUACAAUUUGAGCUUGGUGGUCUCGACUAUCCAUCUCAUCCCAGCUUUAAAAAUCUUUUGUUUAAUUUCAACUAUGACAAAGCAAACGUCUUGAGGAGAAUGUCGAAUGUCAUAAAUGCUGGGAUCACAAUUUUCGAAGACAAAGCAGACACAACUAGCCUUAAAUCCAUGUUGUAUUUAGGAAGGUGUUUGAGUGCGAAAGCUUGGGAGAAUACAGCAUUAGAACUGACACAGAUAGACGGGUUUGAUAAAGCUGGAGCAAAGAAGUUUGAAGCCAGCAACAUUUGUUCUAUCAAAGAAGCGGUAAAGCUCUCCAAAGAGAGCUUUGAACAGCUUGGCAUCAAUCAUAGUGGCAAGAUAUACGGUCAGUUGAGGUUAUUUCCUCAAAUUCACCUAAAAGGUGAAUUCAUCAGAAAUGCCCCAGCCAGUAGUCUUUUGAACAUUUCAAUAAUUAUCACUCCACCAGCAAUACACAUUUCAAACCACCACCACUCCCAGGUUGCAAUUCUGAUUAAUGAUAAAAGUACAAACGAGCUCAUCAAAUUCAUGAAAAUUCCUCUCCAUCAAAUAAACGACCACAUGGAGAUUAACUUGGAGAUGAAUGCUCAAAUGAGUGAAAGAAUUGUCAUUCAGGCAAAUUUCAUCGAUAAAGUGGGAUCGGGGACAGAGAUAUCUUUAUGCUGUUUGGAAUCAAUCGAAGACAGCGAUUUCUCGGAUGACGAAUACGUGAAAUUGAUGCUAGAUGAAAGAGCGAAGCGAAAAUGCGAAGAGCAGACUCAAACAGAGGCUAAAAGAAGGCAUGAAACUUCUUUGGGGAUGAUUGAGGAAGAAAUGUUCACUGAUAUAGAACCGGAGAACUCCUCUAAGUCAAGUAUCACACGUGAGCUAUCUAGUGAAAAUAUCUUCCGGCGAUAA
Molecule: messenger RNA, 2778 nt
Organism: Ogataea haglerorum
Lineage: Eukaryota; Fungi; Ascomycota; Pichiomycetes; Pichiales; Pichiaceae
Exons: 1
Coding region: 1-2778 (925 amino acids)
Molecular function (GO): nucleic acid binding; ATP binding
Source: RefSeq, a predicted model, not a curated record